This is a messenger RNA of Debaryomyces tyrocola, 2463 nucleotides long. Lineage: Eukaryota; Fungi; Ascomycota; Pichiomycetes; Serinales; Debaryomycetaceae. The record is from the annotation of a GenBank genome assembly.
AUGUCGUAUUUUGCAGAGCUGACUCAAUAUGAGGAUAAUAAGGAUUUAUCUCCAGUCUCAUCAUUAGGUUCUUCGCCUAGCAGCGGGACAAAAACAAACCCCAACAAUUCACAAGACGGCAGAAAUGGUAAAGGAAACGGGAAUAAACAAAAGCAAGGAAGAAGAGCAGCUAGGGCAUGUAAGAGUUGCCAUAGUUUAAAGGUGAAAUGUACGCCUGCUGAUGAAAAUAACCCAAACGGACCAUGCAAGCGAUGCAUCAACUCGAAGAGAAAGUGUGAAAUUGAUCCCAACCAAACAAGAAAGAGAAGAAAGAAGGCUGAAAUACAGGAAAGUAAUAAUAAUUUGGUGAGUGCAAUGCAGGAAGAAACUAUUACGAAGUUGCAGGAUGAAGUUAAUUCGUUAAAGCAACAAUUGGGACAAACACCAGAUAUAAACAAAGAAGCAGGGGUUCCACUGACACCAACUCCAGUUGCUUUCUUGGAGAAAGAAUUGACGGCCCUUCGUGAUUUCAGUACAUCCAAGUUGCGUCUGUUGACUAACAGUUUGAAAGAUACGGCUAACCGCAGAGAUUCGUUGUUACGGGAAGUCGAGUCUAUUGAUAUUAUCAAAACAGGGUUGAUUACAAUAGAAGAAGCUAGAGAGCGUUUAGAUUUAUACAAGACGAAGUUAAAUGUACCAUAUUCUCUUGUGGAUCUUCCUGUUGAUUCUACUGUCGAGGAAUUAUCUGCAAAUCUGCCAUAUUUGUUUCUUGCUAUAAUGUCAGUGACAAAUACUGUUUAUACUAAGCCAAUUGAUAAAAAUAUUGCGUUAUCAAUAGACAAUGCAGCCAUGCGAGCUAUAGUAUUGGAAGUGUUAGUAGCUGGUUCGAAGUCAGUCGAAUUAAUUAAAACUUUAUUGUUGCUAUGCUUAUGGUAUAAUACUCCUGAAUUAUUCAAAAAUCGUCGUAAUCAUUUAUUAAACACUCUUUCAGUUUCUUUGUUGCAUGAUCUUGGAAUUGUUGGACGUCCACUGACUGAUUCUGAGGAUGAUGAUAAUACGGCAAUAAUUGUAAACAACGAGUACCAUGCAAAGUCCGACUAUCAGCGUCUAAUUAUGACUUUAUAUUUCUCUACUGUUUGUAUCUGUUUAACAUUGCGCAGACGGAUAUAUGUUAAGUGGACACCGCUUGUUGAAGAAUGUUGUUCGGCUCUAGAGAAAAGUCAAGACGCGGGAGAUUUCAAAAUUGCGUUAUUUCUGAGGUUAAGUAACCAGUUAGAGAAGAUUUACAUUCUUGUUCAUCUGGCAGACUUUUCUGAUAGAAAGCCAUCAUUUUCAAAAUACAUUGUUAGAGAUGUGCAAAAUAAAUUAAAUAUUAUUAAAGCCAAAAUUGCGAAAGACGAGCAUGCUUUCUUAGGUUAUUAUUAUACUGUUGAAGCUUAUCUUUACGAACCUAUAUUUGGUCAAAUAAUACCUGGCGACGUACAAGAUUUAUCAGAUUUUGCCUUGCAAAUUGAUUCAGUGAAGAACAUUAACCUUUGCACAACAUCUUGUUUGAAGGCUUUAGAUGAGUUCAAUAAGAUGAGUACUGAUGAUGUUGCUACUCUUCCAUUAUUUUACGCGUCAAGAAUCAUAUACGUCGUUGGUAUAUUACUAAAACUAAGAUAUUUGGUUAUAUCAUUGCCUUCACUUCAAGAUGACUUAGUUCCCCAAAGCCUAAUUUUUACUAUUCAAACUUUAACGAAUCUAUUUGAUCAAUCAUCCACUUUGCAUCCCGUGAAUCAUAUAUUAAAGAAAACUAGGCUUGUACUACAACUUUUCAUUCAAGCAUAUGCAAGUCAAAUUCAGGACUUAUAUAGAAAACAAACAGAUAAAGCACAAAAUUCUAAGACUGAUAUUGAAAGGUUGAGUAAAAUAUUCAAGAGGAAUGGUUCAGGCCAUAUUCUUAAUGCAGAGUCUAAUGAUGCUUAUCAAUCACAGGUUCCAUUGGAUAUCUUAUCAUACGCAGCAUCAUUUAGAAAAGGAUUUCCUAGUGGACAGGAUAUUCCAGAUCAUCGUCUUAGCCAGUCUGUACCAUCACAAGCUCAAGAACAGUCGAUAUCUAAUCCGAUCCCACAUACAUAUAGCUCUAGUGAUUUGAACCCAAGUGGUAGAAUGAACAAUGUGAACGCUGAAUACAAUCAGCAUAUAAAUGCUAACCCAGUCCCUCAUGCUGUGAAUAAUUUGGGCUCUCUUCUUAAUGACAAUUCAAUACGAAAUAACCCUGGAUUCAAUCAGGCAACUAAUAAUAUGGAUAUUGAUAAUACUACUUCUAAUGACACAAAUAUUAACAAUACAUCAUCUGGGAUGGUAAAUCUGGAUCAAUUGGAGAAUUUUUACGAUGAAUUUUGGUCUGACUUGAUUAAUACAGAUUCAGAUAAAUUUAAUCUUGGAAAUUAUUCAAACAACGUUGCUCCUCUCUAUGAUGAGGUAUUUUUCAUGCCUUAA